GCUGCUGUCGUUCGCGGCGCCGCCUGACGUCGCUUGCUGUGCUGGCCACUCUGCUGAGCUGAGCGGGUUCACUAGGCUCAGAUUCUGCGCAGCGUGAUCGCAGUCUGCGCGUGUUGAAUCUUGCGGUUGUGCACCGGCGGCGUUGAAUUCAAAAACUGCGUGUUUGUGCUUCCUCGUGAGUGUGCGGCCCGCGUGAAAUGCGCAAUGGCCGGUUUCGACGACGUCGGGAUCGGGGACUUUGUGCUCCUCGAGAACAUCACCACGGAUGCGUUUUUGGAUAACCUCAAAGUCAGGUUCAAUGCAGGCCGCGUGUACACGUACAUCGGUGAGGUGUGCGUCUCGGUCAACCCGUACCGGACGCUUAACAUCUACGGCCCUGACCAGGUGGCUGACUACAAGGGCCGCGAGAUCUUUGAGCGGCCCCCGCAUGUGUUCGCCAUUGCAGACGCCGCUUACAAGGAGAUGAAGCGCAAGGCCCGCGACACCUGCAUUGUCAUCUCUGGAGAGAGUGGCUCCGGAAAGACUGAAGCCUCCAAGAUUAUUAUGAGGUAUAUAGCGGCCAUCACAAAUGUCACAGGCCAGCAGGAAAUAGAAAGGGUCAAGAACAUCCUACUACAGUCCAACUGCAUCCUUGAGGCAUUUGGCAAUGCCAAAACUAACCGUAAUGACAACUCAAGUCGAUUUGGAAAGUACAUGGACAUCAACUUUGACUUCAAGGGUGACCCUUUGGGAGGACACAUUAACAACUACCUCCUGGAGAAGUCCCGUGUGAUAUACCAGCAGCCUGGUGAGCGAAACUUCCACGCCUUCUAUGAACUGCUGUAUGGAGCACCUGAUGCACAACUGUCUUCCUAUGGCCUCAAGCAUGAGCCCCAGUUGUACUUUUACACACGGCAGGGAGGCUCGCCCAAGGUGGAGACUAUCAACGACCGGGCCGACUUCAAGCAAGUCUGCUCGGCAUUGAAGCUGCUUGGAUUUUCACAGGCUGAGUGUGACACACUGUGGAAAAUUGUGGCUGCCAUUGUGCACUUGGGGGAGGUGAGCUUUGUGGUUGAGGAGGACCAGGCCAAGACAAAGGGCAGCCUCAAGCAACUCGGUCAGCUCCUCUCUGUGUCCGAGAAGGACCUGAGCCAGGCACUGUGCCUCCGGGUCAUUGCAGCUGGCGGUGAGGUCAUGCAGAAGGGGCACACGGUCACAGAGGCCGUCUAUGGGCGGGACGCCUUUGCCAAGGCCAUCUACGAGCGCAUGUUCUCCUGGAUUGUGGGCCGAGUGAACGAGGCUAUUGAGGUACGCACCAACGGUAUACUUGGUCGCAAGAACACAGUCAUUGGAGUCCUCGACAUCUAUGGAUUUGAGAUCUUCGACAACAACAGUUUUGAACAGUUCUGCAUCAACUACUGCAACGAGAAGCUGCAGCAGCUGUUCAUCGAGCUGGUUCUCAAGCAGGAGCAGGAAGAGUAUCUGCGGGAAGGAAUUCAGUGGCAGGAUGUUCCCUACUUCAACAACAAGAUCAUCUGCGACCUCGUUGAAGAGCCACACCGGGGAAUCAUUGCCUUAGCUGACGAGGCGUGCCUCAACGUUGGCAAGGUUACCGAUGAGAUGCUUCUGGAGACACUGGACAAGAAGCUUGCCAACCAUAAGCACUACACCAGUAGAAGGCUCACACCAACAGACAAGUCGCUGGAGCACCAGAAGCACUUCCGCGUUCUCCACUACGCAGGCGAAGUGACUUACUCCAUCACAGGCUUCCUCGACAAGAACAAGGACACCCUGUUCCAGGACUUCAAACGCCUCCUGUACAACAGCUCUGACCCACUCAUCAAGUCCAUGUGGCCUGAGGGUGCAAAGAAUGUGCAUCAGGUCACCAAGCGCCCCCUCACAGCAGGCACACUGUUCAAGAAUUCCAUGGUGGCGCUUGUGCAGAACCUUGCCUCCAAGGAGCCUUUCUAUGUUCGAUGCAUCAAGCCCAAUGAGCACAAGUCACCGAUCCUGUUUGACGAGCAGAGAGUUAGGCAUCAAGUGAACUACUUGGGACUGCUUGAAAAUGUCCGUGUACGACGAGCAGGAUUUGCCUACAGGCAAGACUACACUCGCUUUCUUCGAAGGUACAAAAUGAUAACGGAAUACACAUGGCCCAAUUACCGCGGGGGCUCGGAUCGUGACGGCUGCGAGGCCAUCAUCGACAAGAUGGGAUUUUCGGACGAUGUCAAGUACGGCCGCACCAAGAUUUUCAUCCGGUCACCGCAGACACUCUCACGUUUGGAGAAUGAGCGCCUCGCCAUCAUCCCUCGCAUUGUUGUGUUCCUCCAGAAGAUGUGGCGUGGUGCCAUUGCACGAAUGCACUACCGAAAGACGAGAGCUGCCAUCAAAAUCCUUGCUCACUACCGCAAGUACGCCGCUCGGAAGUACAUCUCCGACCUGAAGACGGCCUUCAGGAACGUACACCAGACCAAGGACUAUGGCAAGAACAUCGCUUGGCCUCUGCCACCAUGUUGCGUCCGGGAAGCCGUGCCAGGACUCAAGGCCAUCUUUUCACGCUGGCGCGGCAGCAUGAUCCUCCGGAAGGUUCCACGGGAACAGUGGCCCCAACUGCACCUCAAGGUCACAGCUGCAGACGUGCUGGCUGGCAGACGUCGUGACUGGGGACAAUCGCGCAAGUGGCAUGGCAACUACCUCUCCUUGACGGCCGAAAAUGAUGCCUGCCUGCCAUACAUCACAUCUGUCACAGGACUGAGGAGUAAGGACAAGUUCCGCAAGGUCGUCUUCUCCAGCUUUGUGAAAAAGGUGAACAGGCACAACCAGGCGUCUGACCGUGCACUCGUUGUGACCGACACCUGCAUCUACAAGAUGGACAACAAGAAAUUCAAGUCCCUCCGGUCACCAGUUCCCAUCAGUGAUCUCACAGGCAUCAGUGUCACUUCUGGCCCAGACCAGCUGGCCAUUUUGCACCUGCGCGGCAACAAUGAUUUGGUCGUCUGUCUGGUCACAUCCAACACUGCAGACGGCAACAGAGUCGGGGAGCUCGUCGGUGCUGUCGUACGUCAGUGGCAGAGGUCUCAGAAACGGGACCUACGUGUCAUGGUGGCCACACAGCUGCAGUGUAUGCUGGGUAACAAGGCCCGCACCGUGUCAGUGGAGAGCACAUCCAGCGUCUCGCAGCCAACUUUCAAGAAGGCGCCCAACAACGCCCUUGUGCUCCUCUGGCCCAAGGACAGGGCGUCUGCUUAACAAGCAAGGCCCGUGGGAUGCAUUUGUCUCCUUGCUUCUUCAGCGACAGACGGGCCUGCCAAUACAUGGCGUGUGCUAAAUAAUUCUGCAAGUAGGAUUCUCCACAUGCCUUCAAUGCCAUCACCAAUGAUGCGGCACUCGUACUCCAAAUUUAAAUGAUAAGGAAUACCCUUGAAUAAGCCUUGCUAGGACUUUACAACAUCAAUUAUGAGUUCGCCACUGUCCUUAUAAUUAAUGUAACAUAAGGUAUUAGAAAAGAAAAAGUUAGUAUGAUCACUGUGGAUUCUCAUAAAAUAUGGUUGGAGGAUCAGCACUAUGAAUGGAGGUAAGCAGAGCUAUUCAUUACAUGUCAACUUUGGUUUUACAUAACUGCAUUAAGAAAGAUAACUACGGAUUUGAAAAUCUGUCAUGUAGGCUCAGUUGUUUUGAAUGACAACCGUAAGCAUAAAAAGAAAAACAAAGGGGGGAGGUAUCAUCUGCAACCACCACCCCAUCUUUAAUAAAGACAUGCUGACUUCCUCCAUUAAUGGGACCAGCGGAUUCGAAAACGAAAGCAAAGCGCCGACUUCCAAAUAAGGUGUUACUUUAAUGCAAUGCACAUAUGCGUGAGGCGGCAUGCCUAUAUUUACAGACAACUUACUGUGGCAGUAAAGGUAAAGCCACAGAGAUGAAGCUUUUGCGCCUGUGUUUACUGUGCCAAGCAUUCCGGCAGUGUUUGACGGCGCGUUUAGUUUCUUGGAAUAGAUACUGAACCAGCGUGGCUUCCCCAUGCAACGGUUUUGCAUUUGCCUAAACGCAGAAGUGAGAAGCAGGAAAAUAAUUUAAAUUUAACACUCAUGGGUGUACUUUAGCUUAUUUUGCUGUUGUAAAUAAAAUGCUUAUGCUUUCUCUUCCCCUGCUUAAGCUAACGCAAAGGAAGAUGUGGGACUUUCUUCGGGAACGCUCUUGCGUGCGCUUUGCCUUGGUAGCUUUCACUUCAUUGCCGCAGGAAGUAGUCUGCGAGUAUAGCAUGCGUGCGGUAUCCCAACACAACUGUGCAGAGAGUGCCAGUUUUCAUGUGUGCGGCACAUUGAAUUGAAAUCAUUGUUAGAAAUCAGCACUUUGUCCACUUUGAAUGUGCGCUAGUGAUACACCAGUUACACUAGAGACGUUGCAAGCAUGUGGAAAAAUCCUACUUGUGGAAUUUUGUAAAUCGUCUACUAAAAGAACACUGAGCACACAGUGACCAAGCUGACAAAGUGCGAAACUUGUAUCCUAGGUUUAUAUACAUUGUUGCUCUCUCAUUAUAUAGAUAUAUAUAUAUUUGUUUCUUUUCCGACACUGCUUGUAAGUGACGUUUAUGCUACAGACAGCAAUAGAGCUAUUGGUGAGUUGUUUUGUGACUGCAGAGUUCUUUAAUGUUAGAAUGUUAAUUCAGCCCCAGUCUAAAAGCCACUUUAUGUGCUUUAAUUGUCAUUCUUUUCGUAAGACGAACAAGUGCAGCGCGCACCUGUGGAUGAUCAGUACGUCCCACACACACCACAAAUGUGGAGCGACUUUUUUUUUUCCAUUUCUGCAACUUGAACAACCAUGAUCAUGAGGAACUGUGCUCAACGUUACCACUCUGGGAUUUCCUCCUCUGCUUUCCUUCUUGUUAUUAAAUGGGGGAAAAAACGCCCAGUAUAUUCUCUCCUACUGUAUCAGUGCACUACGAAUACCCGGCGAAUGCGACAGUACUGUAUUUCCAGCCAUCACGAACUUUCAGUAUAAGCGGCACCGAAACCCUCUGCCAACUUUCUUGUUACUGCUGGCUAAACUUCAAUCUCCAGGUUUCUGGUGCUAUCGGCAAAAACGUUGUCAUCUCUUGCCUUGGCUACUAAGUCACCAGUGUCCACGACGUUCCUGCUGUCAUCGAGACACAAGCUACAUCCCACAUAUUCUCCUGCCCAUCAAAAGUAAAUUUUAUAUCGUAGAACAAACUUAGCCACGACAAACACAUUUUAACAAAAUGAUUUUGUGGCCAGCUCUGUGGUCCCAUUUGCAGGCUCUUUGUACUUCCUUUCAGAACGGAAAAGUUAUCGUUCGUGCCAUUGGUCAUGGCUUCUUUCUCUUGUCUGCAGCGAUGGUUUGACUAUAAAUAAUGGUGUAUAAGCUAAUGGUAACAAAAUGCUUAAAGGGCCCCUCACCAGGCCUGGCUAUUUUGAGCUGACAAGUGCAGUAUGUACAAUGCAUGCUAACGAUUGUCUGCUAAUUAUUACAUCCCUACACACUGUGGAAAGAGCUUGAAUUUGAAACCGAAUGGCCUUUGCCCUUGUCCUCGUGGGUGCCGCGCUCCAUGUACAUGGCCGUGCUGUGACAUCAAUUGUAGUGGAACACAACUUCGAGAAUUAUUCAACACAUCAGUUAUUUGUUUAAUCUCUUGCUUCAGUAGGCGAAUUAAAGUUUAGAGAAAUAGUAAAACAUAGAAACUGAAUGUCUGCGUGUUCUUGUUUUACUUCGUAUUGUAGCAAGAGAGAUGUACUUCUGUUUCAUGCGUGAUCGUGCGCUUUCAUCCUCUCACGUCUGCUUCAGUCCUCGUGAUUGUGGCACUGACUUAUACCGCUAAUCAGGUGUUCUAUUGCAGUGCGUGCAAAAUCAUCCGCUGUGCAAAACAAGCAAACACAGCAGCUCGCGCACAGGGCCAUACCCAGAAGUGCACCACUCAGCAAAAACGCGAGAGAGAGAAAAAUAAAAAAGGCGAGGCCGAUGACGUGUUCAUCACGCGAUCUUAAGCUCCAGUCUGGGAGAACUGAGGGAAGGGAUUUCGCAUUGCGGAGGAUAGACGAGACAAGUGGAGAGGGUGUCUUUGUGAGCAGUGGCACUCCCAUCCUGAAAUCGUCGGCUCACGGCACUUCAGAUAUUUCCAUAUCUGCUAUUGAUGAACUAAUUUGAAAUUUUUUUGCAUCAGAGCACUCCUUAGAGGGCAUGUAACAACUAAAAUUUGCUAUGUGGCCUGGUGAGGGGCCCUUUAAUAACAGCCUGACAGCAUGUUGGUGCCUCCCUCCUUGCCACCUGUAUUAGCUCCUUUAACCUUGGCAUUUCCAUGUUGUACAGCUGUACGGAGACAGUUGUGUGUGUGAACAGAAUUAGCAUUGCUAGCUUCACUUGGAUUGGGACAACACCUUGUUUUUGAGGCAGCACGUUGUGGCAAGGUCCCAAGUUGCACUAUACAGCUUCUAGCAGCUUGUAGCUUUUUGCAUCAAACUUACGGGACCUGUAUGGCUAUAUCUUCACAUCGCGUAUACCGGAUGUUGCAUUCGUAGGAGAGCUCUGGUGUAAAUAACUCUUGUGGCUGAAUCUUGGGCUAGAUUGCACUCAAAUUCUUGCCCAGACAUGGUGUUUCGCCUGGCAGCAGGUUUAGGUGUAGGUGGUAUUAACUUCCUGUUUCAUCCAGAAUAAGUGCAGGCGCGCAUGUGGCAUUUCCGGACAAGAAGUCCGACUUUUCUUGGUGUAAGAAACAGUGGGUGCAUCUGUUACUAAAAGGAUAAAACCAUGGCGGGCGUUAAUAUGCCCUUCUGUGAUUUUAGCGGCAUUGUUUCUUUCACUGAGAAAAAGCUACUUUUUUUCGUUCAGCACUGCUGCUGAUGAUGCGAGUUUGCAACUUAUACUAGACAAAACAGGCGGGUAGUGCAUCUAAAGGUUGUAUUAAAAUUCACCUCGCAAUGCCACCUCUGUGCAAAACCUUGAUGCUAACAGAAAAGCAGUUUUACUCGGAAGAGCCUUUUGAGCUUCAUUGAUAAAAUAUUUGAUACAUGAAACAAGUGCAUUGUACAAUGAGAUAGCUAUCAUUGAACAGAGGAAAUGUCAGUCUUUGUGAUAGAUUUGUGCUUUAACAUGCAUUUCGAGAUUCCAGGGCAAUGCGACGAGUAUAUGCUUGCUUCAUACUAUUUGUGUACAUGUUAGACGACUGAGUGCCGAAGAUGGAAGUGUGUUCUAGUUCAUUGCAAAGGUAGAGGAAGGCAGAAGGUUCAGUUGUGUCAUAGAGAAGCACAUAGAAUAAUUCAAUGAGUAAUCACCUCAAGCAACUCUCACUGGAUCUUUAUUAUCCUAACUUUUGGUGCUAAAUGUCCUGUCAUUCCGAAAAUAUUGGGGUUCCUACACAACACUGUAAAUAGUACUGUUGUUUAGUGUGCUGCUGAGUGUUUUGUUUUAUUUUUUAUAUACACGAGACUGUCCAAAUGAGUGCCUUUAAGCACACUGUUGCAGCGUGCCUUAGUCAACUAUGUGAGCUUGUGGCUUUUUAAUGCAAGUUUGGUAGCAAUGUUAAAUGGGGGGGGGGUAUGCAAGCAUGAAACACAAUUUUUGUCACUGUUUCAUGACCAAUAUUUUCUUCUUUUGAAGAUUUUCUUGUAGUUUUAACCGUGCGUUGUAUACCAUAUUUGUGCUGAACAAAGUAUUUCUACACGUAGCUGUAUAAAGGUAUAAAGUACUGCAAUGACAUGUACAAGUCAUAGUUGUAGGUAUUGUUUUGGUGACGCUGUGGAAUGCUUCAAGCUAUGCAAAGUGAGGGUCGAGUGUCUGUUGUUGAGUGAGUAUGCAUGGAAACAGGCUCGUAGCAGGCAUAGAACAAACUGAGCUACUAACUAAACAAAUAAAACCUUUAGUAAACCUUUUCUUUAUGGAGAAAUGGACGUGACAACAGCUGCGCUUUAGUGAUAAGCUUUUCCAGUCAAUAAAAUUUUAUGCACAGCAGUACCCAUGAACAAAUAGUUGAACCUUGUUACAACACUCAUAUUAGACAAAGAAUGCUCUCAUUAUAUUCAAUAUUAGUUAUAAGCAUAUGUUCAUUGCAUGCUGAUAUCGGUGAGAAAAUGUCAUACUUCAUUAUUCCUGACAAUUUGUUCUAUCCAUGUUUGUUAUAUCAACAUUCAACUGUGUAACAGUUCCUAAUCCUGGAAUGGAUUAGCAUAGUCGACACUCGUGUUUUCGAGUACCAUUGUUUGCUUGAAUCUUGACACAAAAUUGGAAGAGCUCAAAAUCUGAAUUCAGCAUGUAUUCGCAUGAAAAUCUUUUGUUUCUAUGCAGACAAAUAUUUUUGGAUGUUGUGUGUAGCAGUUAUAGCUUGGGUCCAAAGUUGUGCUCGUCUGGUGCUACAUGUGAUGCUGACGAAAGGACAAGUUGAGAAUGCAAAAGGCUGCAGUGUGUUACAUCGAGGUUACGAAAAAAAAAAAAAAAAAAACUUUUGUGAAGAACAGUCUGUCUGCUUUGAGCGCUUUGUGCCUUUUCAACUAUGCACUUGUACCAUUUUUCUAGCUCUGUGAUGCUGUCAUGCUGCCUACUAAUGUUUCGUAAAUUUGGAUGCUGUUGGUUUUCGUGUUGUUGAUCAGCAGCCAAUAUUUAUCUGCCCUGUUGUAAAUAAAGAACGAUUUGCACAAUUGC
Molecule: messenger RNA, 8625 nt
Organism: Dermacentor andersoni
Lineage: Eukaryota; Metazoa; Arthropoda; Arachnida; Ixodida; Ixodidae
Gene: Myo31DF
Product: Unconventional myosin ID
Biological process (GO): actin filament-based movement; endocytosis; actin filament organization
Cellular component (GO): plasma membrane; actin cytoskeleton; microvillus
Molecular function (GO): ATP binding; actin filament binding; microfilament motor activity
Source: RefSeq, a predicted model, not a curated record